Molecule: messenger RNA, 765 nt
Organism: Sinocyclocheilus rhinocerous
Lineage: Eukaryota; Metazoa; Chordata; Actinopteri; Cypriniformes; Cyprinidae
Product: endonuclease domain-containing 1 protein-like
Exons: 3
Coding region: 1-765 (254 amino acids)
Molecular function (GO): hydrolase activity; metal ion binding; nucleic acid binding
Source: RefSeq, a predicted model, not a curated record
AUGCUGCUGCUUCUUCGUGUGCUGAUGCUGUUGCUUCUCUCCGGUGGUUCGGCCAAAGUUGUGCAGAAUUUUGAGAUUGAAUGUGGUUCAUUUUUUGCAAAUAGAAAAUCGCCAAAGGGAUUUAAUGAUUCACAAUACAGGCAGAUCUGCCAAUCUCAAAAUAAUGUUUUUUAUUAUGCCACAUUCUAUGACACUAACAAGAAGAUUCCCAUGUACUCAGCCUACAAGUUUGAAGGACUAAAGAACUGCACAAGACUAAACGCGUGGUACAUUGAACCUCAACUUGACGACAAUAAUGCACCCCCAAACAUGAAACUAGAGAAAGAUGUGAAAAUACAAGGACUUGGAGACUAUCAAGCUCUCAAUGGAAACUAUGAGAAGUCUGGCUAUGACAGAGGUCAUCUGGCACCAGUCUUCCAGGCACAGUCACAGAGCUGUGCGGAUACCACCUUCACUCUCACCAAUGCUGCUCCACAAAACCCCUAUUUUAAUCGAGGUCAGUGGAGGGUACUAGAAAGAAACAUUGCAAAAAAUCUGUCUGAUCAAUGUCUACCAAAUAAGUAUUCUGUUUACAUUGUGACAGGGGUGGUACCUGGUACUAAAAACAUAAGCAAUAAAGUGAACGUGAAAGUGCCUAGUCAUUUCUGGACUGCAUACUGCUGCUUAGACAACAAUAACAAAUGUCAGAUCUCAGGAGGGUUUAUUGGAGUGAAUGAGAACAUUACUCCCAAAGACAAAUCUGUGAAGGAUUUAGAGACAGAGUGA